GAGAGCGCAGUCUGCGGAGAGACGCGGUCGCGUUAGUUUCUUCGCUCUCUAAAUGUAAGUUACGCUGCGGUAGGAAAAACGAUUUUACGCAAUACUAACAAUUUAUUAAAAACCUGAGAAAAAUGAAUUGUGUUGUGGAAGAACGAAUAAGCAGCAUACAGAGCGAGAACGCUCUGGUGCAAGAUACCAAACAGGAAAUGGUUAUUAUUGAUGGAAGGCCCAAAUUAAACAAUGACGAAUUUAAAUCAUCAAUUACUGAUUUAUUUCCUUGGAUCUUAGAAUUUAGAAAAAUGUGCAGGUGUAUACAUACAGAGAAAAGUAUUUCAUCUUUAACAGAACUUAUGCUGUUUUAUGUGAGAAAUGUAAGUGUCAGUGUAAAUGAGUGUUAUACAAGGCCUUUAAGAGCUGCAAAGUUGAAGGAUUCUAUUAGUGAGACAUUAUUGUUAUUCUUGUACAUAUAUCGUGAGCUUUCUGAGAAUUGCAGUAAAUCCAUUUAUUUAAAUAAUAUGUCUGACUUAUUGGCUAUGUAUAUAGACAUGGAAUUAAAGGCAUCUAGAAAAAGUAAAGAGGAUCAUGAUAAAAUCUGUGCAAGACUGACUUCUUGCCUUUAUGUUUAUCUAGAACAUUCCACUGAACAUUUAUUAGAUACUUUAAUGAAAAUACAACUCAUGUGUCGAAAUUAUCAUCACAUUUUAGAUCCAUUAAUAACGAAAAUCAUGAAAAAUAUUCCCCUGCAUCCGGAAUCAAAUAUUAUGUACAUUCGUUACUUUCUUAUUUAUCGUUUAUGGAGAAAAAUAAAUGGAGAUGUGGCUGUACGGAAUCAAAUAAUUUCUGUAGCAAUAACAUCUCUGGGGCCAGUGCCACCUACAUUCUCGCCAUGUAUAUUAGAAGAUGUAUUGCCAAAAGUGCCAAAGAGUCAACCAAAUUCUACAAAAACUCUACUGCAGUAUAAAUUUGAUGUUAAAAAGCACUGUGAACUCUUUGUAAAAUACUGCAAAGAAAGCAAUGGAGGUAUACACAAGAAAGAUGAAUCUGCAACUCCCAUUAAUUCGUCCAGUAGAAUUAAUUCACAAAUGCCGGAAGAUAUUGCUUAUAAAGAUAUAGAAUGUGUAGAUAAUAACGUAAAUUCAAUUAUAUCAGAUAAAAGUAAGCAAAAUGAAUCUAUUUCUUUGCUAAAACCUUUAAAAUCUUUAAAUUUCGAAGAACAGACUAGUUUUAAAUGUUUAGGAUCUUCUUCAAAUAAUAUUUCUAUAAAGCAUGCUACCCCUAAAACAAUUAAAUCAAAUGAAAAUCGUUUGCAAAAGAAAUGUAAAAAGUCAAAUGAAAUUGUAAUUAUUGAUUUAACUAGUGAUACAGUGUUUGAAAAGUGCAUCAAGAGAAGAAGAUCUAGAAAACUGUCAUGGUUAAAAGAAGCUAAAAAACGGAUCGACUUGCAAAUAAUAAAAUCACAAAAAAUCAAGAACAAAGCAAAGAAGCAAGAUAUUAAUUAUACACCUCUGUCAAAUAAUUCAAGAAGUGUUAGUCAUCAGUUGGAAGAUACAUUUCAAUUGGUACAUGCCACAGGAAAUAUUAGCUCAAAAAAUAAUUUGAACCCAUGCAGGACGGUUAACAUUCAAAAUAAUGAGAACGCAGUGGAAAUCGACAUCGAGUUAAUUAAUUGUACAGAAAAUGUAAAGAAACUAACUCGUACGGAAAUUGACACUAAUGAAAUAAAUGUUAAAGAGUCUUGUGCGACAUCUUCUUUCACAAUGACCGCUAAACCACUCUUACCCGAGAUUCUUCUUUCGACAAAACAAGAAUCAAAUACUUCGGAUUCUACUGUCAACGGUAAUCGUUUUAGUAAUGGCAUUGCUUCGAAAAUAAAAAAUGAUGAAAAAGAAAGCGAUAGAUGUAAUAAACAAACUGUGAUUAAGCGACUGAUAGAAACAGACAUUUUCUCAAAGCCUGAAACAUGCAAGAGAGCUGAAAGUUUAAAAAAAGUCUGUGAUUUAGAAACAGAAUGCCCAAUUGUAAAUAGUACCAUUAUAUCUACUCAAUAUGUUUCCAAAGAUAAUGUUGUUAAUUCUAAUCAUUCUAACAUUAAUGUAAUUAAUGAUAAAAUAAUUGAAAGGGUAACAUCGUCAAUAAUGACUUCGGAACACGUGUCAAGCGAUGAAACGUUAAAUGAUACUCGUUUAAAUAAGGAAGAGUAUGCAUUUAACUAUUCUCACAAGAUUGUUGAUUCUGGAGUAAAAUGUGAAGAAUUAGUUGCAACUCAGAAUGAUAGUAAGAAUGAAACGAGUUUUGCAGGGAGUGUUAAGAUCUCUCCUGUAGAAAAUGUUUUAAAAUGUGAAGAAAAUCAACGUACAUCGCGUGUACUCGUAGAAAGUUCUGUAAUACAGGACAAGUUUGAAUUACUACAAACAGAGUCAAAAUUAUCAAAAUGUACAAACGCUGUGGAUAAAGUAGGAAUGGAUGAAUUCCUCAAGCAAAUAGAAUUAAAAAUUUGUAAUUACGACGAAGGAAACGAGGAUACGAGGAAUGAUAAAUCAAGCAUCACUAAUAUCAGAGAAUCUAUUUUCGGAUCUUAUUCUAUGGAUAAGAAAGAUAUUUGUAAUACAGUUAAUGUAACCUGCCAAAAUGAAAAUAAUGAGAAUAAUGGAAAUUCUUGUAUCGAUACACACGUUAGAAAAUCUGUAGAAAAUGUAAUAAGCGACAAGUGCGAUAAUCAUUUCGACAAAUGUAUUGCUAAAACGGAUACUGCUCGCGAGUCUCAUUUAUCAUCGGAAGAUAAAUUGUUCAAAACUUCGGAGAUUAAAGAAGCGUGCAACAUUUCUGAAAAUAAAUAUAUCGAUCAAGAUUCUGAUAUACAAGAUAAUAUUGAUGGUCUCUCGCUAUUAGCUAGCGUUUCACAACACGUACCGCACUUAAAACCAGAAACUGAAGUAAAAUCUGAACAAAUAAGGGUGAAAGAUUAUGCAUCAUUAAGGUACGCAUGUUACAAUCAAACUACUGACGACGAAACUGAUACGAACGAUUCGUCAAACAACGUUUCUCCACUACUUGACAAUCCAUCUACAGAAAUCAUCAAUAGAAUCGUUGGUAUUUAUCCUGAAGAUACCUUGGAUAAGGUGGCACUUCAUGUAGAAGUAACAUCUGACGACGCAGUGACUGAAAACACUGACAAAGAAUUAUCCAAAAUUGUGUCUCAUUCAGAAACAAAUGUAAAUUACGACGCGGAUACGCUAAUGCAUAAUUUGAUUCCCAUAGAAACUAACGUACAAACCGUAAAAGAGAACACGAACGUUAUACUAAACGGAGAAACUGUCGUUUUACUGCAAAAAUCUCCCAAUAGUAAUUUGUAUAUUAUAAAUAAGGCGGUCGAAAAUUCGAAAGAUCACAAUGACGAAGAAAUGAGCAGAUCGAAGGAGAAAAAUUGGGCGUCCUCGCCUGAAGAAUGUAGACAGUUCGAAGCCAUCGCUUCUCUGGAUCAUGCAUCGUAUAAUUUAGAAUUGACAGCAUAUAGCAAGGAAUUACCAUACCUGGAGAGUAAGUGUUCAAUAGGACGAAACAAAGGAAUCAAGGUAAAACUGGAAGAAAACAAUUUCUCAGAAGUGAAGUCGUAUGCGAAGAAGGUGUCGCUCUCCAACGAUAUGCUUUCUGUCAAUUCACAAAUCUAUCAAGAUGUAAAUGUUAUGAGCAAACCAAUAGAGAAACGGAAGUCGUCUAAAUCGAAUCUCGCAUUCAGACAAAAUAUUAAACAAGAGUUUAAUAACAUACCGAAUCACAUCUCGUCGAAUUGCGCGAUUCCAGGGUGCAAUAGAAUUCACUCGCAUUCACAUGAAGUUGAUGCUCAACGCCCUUUACAUAUUCCUGUAACUCAUUCAACAACAUUGCCACCGAUCUAUGGAAAUUGUACUGGCAAUACAGAUUUGUGUGUACAAUAUCAUAAACAUUGCACACCGGUGUCGUGCAGUUUGCAAAUUAACGCCACUACUUCUUUACAUUCGCGCGCGAAGUCAGGUAGCCCAUGCGGAAGAUCGCAUUGCUCGUGUUUAAAUUGUACGUACGAUAUUGUCGCGCAUUGUAGGCAGUGUAUACAUCCAACCACCGAUACCCGUGUGUCUUGUAUGGAAAGUAGCCCGUAUUUUUUGCCGACACAUUCGUCAGUACAAAGCCCCGCCGUCCAAGAGCUAGACAGAGCGAAAAGCGAAGCGGUCAUGAGUAAAUUGUACGAUGAUCAAUUAUUAUGUAAAAUAGAAAAGAAUCUGUUGCAGAGCAAUAAUUCAUUGGAGAAGCUCGUCGAGGCGCAAUGCGACACGGAAAAGUUGUUCAAAAAGGACACGGAUAAUAAAUUGCCAUUAAAAAAAAGGCUGAAAGCGCAUGCUAUGGCAUAUGGUGGAGUACCAAUUAAAGCUGAAAGAGUCGACAAUUAUCCAGCUAUACCUAUGAUGUCGAUAGCUGCAUUGGAAGCAUUGGAUAAUACGCAAAAGAGAUCCACACAAAUGGUUAAAUCUGAAUACGAAUUGUCUUCUAGAAAAGAAGAAGGCCCGCGCGACGCCUACCAUUGCAAUUCAAAUUUACUACGAAGAGAUUAUUUAAAAGAUAUACACGUGUCUGGUUCGCAUCAAAAUCUUACAAAAGAAAGUACAAGAAAGCUUGAACGUCAAUUCCGAUCGGUAAACGAUCAAUCUAGUAAUACAGUGUGCCAAGAAUCUUGCCUUCAAAAAUCAUUUGAAACGCCUGCGCCGCAUAAAGAAAUCAACAUGUCGAACGCAACGCCGUUGAAAAGAUUUGGAACAGAAUCGAUAGGGCAAGAAGAAACGUUCAAAAAGGUUAAAAAAACACAGUUGCCUCUGCGGCAAACAAGAAGCUCAAAAAGAAACGUUCCUAAAGUAAAUUAUUCUUACACCGAUGUUGAUCCAGAAUGGUAUCCAUCCGGUGAGUCAAAACGCAAACGUAAAAGGACUAGUCGAUGAUCGAUACCACUUCGUCAUGAAAAUUCACUACUAUAAGGAGUGUUUUAAAUUUAAACAAGAAUAUGUACAUUAUUUUAUAAAACUGUGGCAUUGUAAAAUUGUAAAUAUUGUAUAAAUACGGGGAAAUCGUUUUGGGAAGAUUUACAAACCUGUAACUCGUGUAUAGUACAACGCUCGAAGAUUAACAUCAGUGAAGAUUCUUCGAAGAAGAUACUACCUGGAAGAUGGUUAGGCUAUAGGUUAUACGAGUAUUUUAUUAAGCAUAGGUAGUGCCACUCAAAAACGAUAGAUAAUUUUUUAGUGUCUGUAAUGUGUUCUGUGUAAAACUAUGCAGUAUUAUAUAAAAAAAAAGUUUAUCAAAUUUCGCUAUAGUUGCAACUAUUUUUGUUUAAAUUAAAUCAAUGAGCAUUUAGAAAAGAAUUUUACUUUUUGUAAAGUAACUGAAAUUUUGUAUGUAUCCCGACAUGAAAAUUACUUUUGUGAUGUAUAUGGUCACAUAUAUAGAAUGUAAUAAUGCAAAAUUCACACAUUGAAGUUUUGAUGUUAUUACUCUUGUAUCAAAGUUUGAUGAAAAAGAUUUAUAUAAAUUCAGAGAAAUAAGAAAUCCAGGCUGAAGACAAAAUUAAAUUUUAAUAAAAAAAAUGAUUUUUCGUGUGGAUUAAUUAUUUCCUCAAACUCAAGAACUUUAAGGAAAUACUUAGCUUGAAAGUAUGGUGUCAAUCAAUUUGUCAAAUCACAUAGAAGUAAUUGAACCUCCAUGUAAUAGUAGAACAGGAAAAUCAACCUUUUGCAAUGUCAUGAUCUGUCUCUUUAAUACUACUGGCAGCAUGAUUCAUUAGAAAUAUACAUGUAGAUAUCAAAAUGCAGGUAGCAUAGCUAGUCAUUGGCUUUUAAUUACGAAUUAAAACACUUUUACUUUAAAAGAAAAAAACUACGAUAAAACAAUAUGUAUUCACGAACUUCAGAUUAAAGUUAAUAACAUCACAUAGAAUUAAAGUAAACAUUUUAGACUAUAUAUUCAUCAAAACGAUAGAGCUUUGUCACAGGAAAAGUCAUUUACUACGACACUCGAAUUUAUAACGCCUUUACAUAAUUUAUGCUUAAAAAAUUCAAUAUAUAUAUUUUUUGAAUUAUUCUCUUAUUUUUUUCCAAAUGUGAAUGGAGUAUGGCUCAAAGAAAUAGAAAAUAGUUCAAAAUUCUUAUGAAUUGUAAUACGAUCACUUAAUGUUCAGUUUUUCUAGACAUUUUCUUAAACAUUUCCUUUAACAAUUUUAAUAUUAAAUUCAAUGAUACAGAUAGUAAAAUGUUGCUCUUAUUUAAACACCACAGUUGUAUUUAGUCAUUUCAAAAUAUAAGAUCAUUUACAUACGUUAGUGCCAUUUCUCCGUAUUUGAUAUUAUGUCUGUGAUUAUUAACCGAUUAGUGUUACUCAGCUUAUACAAACAAAUACUUUUUUGUACGACAAAAUGUGUUAUUAGUUGAAUACUUCAUCACAGGCACGAUGAAGAGUUUAGUUUCUACAUGUCACUAAGAAAUAUAAGUUAAUUUGUUCCUCAUAAAAACGAUCGUAAUCAAAUUAUAUUACUUCACGAUGGAACCUUUUUCGUAUACAUAACACUUGUAAAAUUUCGUCUCAAUUCCAAAAAUUUCAAAUAGCCCUAAGUUUCACGUUAAAUUAACAAAAAAACCCAACGGUAUUAUUAACCCGCAUUUGUUAGGUACUGUCCUUUCUUUAUUGUUACCAUUUAUUUAUUGAUUUCUAAAAUGAUAAGUCUGAUAGUUUUAAGUUCAAUAUAAAUGAAAUUAUAAUUUGAUGUAGUCGAAAUCAGGUGAUCGAGAAAUUACCAGACAUUUUCAUGUACAUACAUGGAAUAGUUACAUAUAAAAUUAUCCUAUACGCAAAGCAUUUGUUAUGGAGAGUCUGAUAUUCUGAAAUAUUAAUUUAGUGUAGUGAUAUUACAUCGGAUGCCUCACUCAUUAUGAUAUCGUGUUCAUCAAAAAUUGAGUAAUGUGUAUGUGUAGAAGAUUUUGUCAUAAUGACGAAUAAACUUGUAUUUACCUAUAUUUGUAAAUUACAUGCAUUGCGUAAUGCAUAGACUGGAUUUUUUUAGAAAAUUAUAUUGCAAACACAUUUACCUCAA
Messenger RNA from Colletes gigas, 7099 nucleotides. RefSeq lists its product as uncharacterized. The transcript has 9 exons. Lineage: Eukaryota; Metazoa; Arthropoda; Insecta; Hymenoptera; Colletidae. The record is from RefSeq and is a predicted model, not a curated record. The coding region runs from base 123 to 4958 and encodes 1611 amino acids.